GUCCAGCCGUUAGGCGGCAGUAAUGUCAUCUCAGCCGCCCGCCUUCUACACAGUGAAGGACUAUCUACUGGAAUCACUUCCUGUGCGUUAUACAAAAACAACACGCUGGAGGUGAAAGCUGCUCUGGUCUGUGCCUGAUGCUGUCCAGUGCUCUUCGCUGCCUGCGUCCCUCCACCUGCACACUUACCUUAACCAGACAGCUGACCCAUCACCGGCCUCACAUGGGUCCUGUAGAGACCACAAUACGGGCCAAACUGACCCAGACCCUCAAACCUGCGCAUCUGGAGGUCAUAAACGAGAGUCACAUGCAUGCUGUGCCUGCUGGUUCAGAGUCCCACUUCAGAGUUCUGGUGGUGAGUCCUCAGUUUGAGGGUCUUUCCCUCUUGCAGCGUCAUCGGCUUGUAAACGAGACCCUGCAGGAGGAGCUCAGCAGCUGCAUUCAUGCGCUUGCCAUCCAGGCGAAGACGCCCCAGCAAUGGAGCAGCAACCCCAGCCUGGCCAAAAGCCCCCCGUGCAUGGGAGGAUCCAAACAUGAUGACACAAUGACAGAGAAACUGAAGGCGGGCCGAGACUGACUGUCAUUUCAGAAACAGAAACUCAGUGUUGAUGGGUAUUUAAUAUUAUAAUAAUCAGUUAUGAAGUUAAUCAGAUGGUUUUUUGCACAUUUAACUCAUGCAUAUUUCUCAUCUGGAGCUGACUAGGACUAAUACUUAAUAAAUAACUGAUGUCAUACAAA
Cyprinus carpio (common carp) is the source of this 736-nucleotide messenger RNA. Its product is annotated as bolA-like protein 1. NCBI's taxonomy places the organism in Eukaryota, Metazoa, Chordata, Actinopteri, Cypriniformes, Cyprinidae. The transcript has 3 exons. The record is from RefSeq and is a predicted model, not a curated record. Bases 138 to 575 code for a protein of 145 amino acids. Gene Ontology annotation, cellular component: mitochondrion.